AUGACCGCCCCUAUAGUCCUCGACGGAGGAACCGGGUUCCUCAAAGUAGGUUACGCGGCGCAGAACUUCCCCGAGUUCCAGUACCCGUCGAUAGUCGGCCGGCCGAUCCUUCGAAGCGAGGAAAAGGGCGACAAUGACCUCGUCAUCAAGGACAUUAUGUGCGGCGACGAGGCCGCUGCCGCCCGCACCAUGCUGCAGAUCAGCUACCCGAUGGAGAACGGCAUCGUGAAGAAGUGGGAGGACAUGCAGCACCUCUGGGACUACACCUUUUUCGAGAAGAUGAAGAUCGACCCGCGCGGUCGCAAGAUCCUGCUUACCGAGCCGCCUAUGAACCCCUUAAAAAAUCGAGAGCAGAUGUGUGAGGUUAUGUUUGAGCGGUAUGGCUUCGGAGGAGUUUACGUCGCUAUUCAGGCUGUGUUAGCUUUGUAUGCUCAGGGUCUCAGCUCUGGCGUUGUCGUCGACUCCGGCGACGGUGUCACCCACAUUGUCCCCGUAUACGAAUCCGUCGUCCUCAACCACCUCACCAGGAGAUUGGACGUCGCCGGCCGAGACGUCACGAGGAACCUCAUCGCCCUCCUCCUCCGCCGCGGCUACGCCCUCAACCGAACGGCCGACUUCGAAACUGUGCGGCAAAUCAAGGAGAAGCUUUGCUACGUCUCGUACGACCUCGAGCUCGACAAGCGCUUGAGCGAGGACACGACCGUGCUGGUUGAAAGCUACACACUCCCCGACGGGCGGGUGAUCCGGGUCGGCAGCGAGAGGUUCGAGGCGCCCGAGUGCCUCUUCCAGCCCCACCUCGUCGACUGCGAGCAGCCCGGCAUCGCCGAGUUCCUGUUCAACACGAUCCAGGCGGCCGACGUCGACGUCCGAUCCUCGCUCUACAAGGCCAUCGUGCUCUCGGGUGGAAGCAGCAUGUACCCCGGUCUGCCGUCGAGGUUGGAGAAGGAGCUCAAGCAGCUGUGGUUGACGCGCGUGUUGGGUGGGAACCCCGAGAGGCUCAGCAAGUUUAAGGUGCGAAUAGAGGAUCCUCCUCGUAGGAGGCACAUGGUGUUCCUUGGCGGUGCGGUGCUGGCCAAUAUUAUGGCUGAUAAGGAGAGUAUGUGGGUGACGAAGCAGGAGUGGGAGGAGCAAGGCCCCAGGGUGCUCGAGAAGCUUGGUCCCAGAUAA
Scedosporium apiospermum is the source of this 1167-nucleotide messenger RNA. RefSeq lists its product as uncharacterized. The coding region runs from base 1 to 1167 and encodes 388 amino acids. Gene Ontology annotation, biological process: Arp2/3 complex-mediated actin nucleation. NCBI's taxonomy places the organism in Eukaryota, Fungi, Ascomycota, Sordariomycetes, Microascales, Microascaceae. The record is from RefSeq and is a predicted model, not a curated record. Gene Ontology annotation, cellular component: Arp2/3 protein complex; actin cortical patch. The transcript has 3 exons. Gene Ontology annotation, molecular function: actin filament binding.